GUGCCCCAUCCUUGGUGUCAGUGGGAGGAACAGUGCCCCAUCCUUGGUGUCAGUGGGAGGAACAGUGCCCCAUCCUUGGUGUCAGUGGGAGGAACAGUGCCCCAUCAUUGGUGUCAGUGGGAGGAACAUGCCCCAUCCUUGGUGUCAGUGGGAGGAACAGUGCCCCAUCCUUGGUGUCAGUGGGAGGAACAGUGUACCCCAUCCUUGGUGUCAGUGGGAGGAACAGUACCCCAUCCUUGGUGUCAGUGGGAGGAACAGUGCCCCAUCCUUGGUGUCAGUGGGAGGAACAGUGCCCCGUCAUUGGUGUCAGUGGGAGGAACAGUGCCCCAUCAUUGGUGUCAGUGGGAGGAACAGUGCCCCGUCAUUGGUGUCAGUGGGAGGAAUAGUGCCCCAUCAUUGGUGUCAGUGGGAGGAAUA
Messenger RNA from Staurois parvus, 417 nucleotides. NCBI's taxonomy places the organism in Eukaryota, Metazoa, Chordata, Amphibia, Anura, Ranidae. The record is from the annotation of a GenBank genome assembly.